UUUUUCGAUUUGCAAUAGUAGUUUUCAAUUAUCAAAAUGGUUUGAUUUUAAAUGAAAUGUUUCCCGUACAUUCAACACUAACAAUAGAAUUUCCUUUUUAAUCCUUAAUUGCCAGCGCACACACACAUACAAAAGAUAUAAAAAGUAAUAAAAAAAAGAAUAUGACAUUAUUUGACCACAGACAACAAAAAAAAUGUGAGAGAAACUACAACAAUCAGAAAUUUUAAUCAUGUCAAUAUGAGUGUGAGCAUACAGCAAAAAUAGAAAAAAAUGAAAAGCCACUCAAUUGUGAAAUAGAAGGACAAAUUUCCGAAAACAACAAAAACUAAAUAGUAAAAAGUUAGCAACACUAACACACACUCACACAAAUGACAACAAUUACUAACAACCCUAAAUUGGCAACAUGAAUAUGGAGCAACAACAACAACAGCAGCAACAGCAGUAUUCUAUAGUACCGCCACCACCUUCUUCAACAUGUAUAACCACAACGAUGGCUUCAUCUUUAAACUCCAGCGGGGAAUAUGUCAAUGUACCCACUUCAUAUGUAACCAUAGGCAUGAUGCCGCCUCCUUCACAAGCAGCGCCUACACCCACAUCUAUGGCCAUGGCGGUGGGGGCAGGACAAAACAUAUCAUCAACGGGCUCUUCAACGUCCACUUUUAAAACCCCCCUUCUACCCAUGCCCACACUGGAGGACAUAGAAGUGGGUUUGUGCAAUAGUUCUUCAAAUAGCAACAUGCCACCAGGUAUUUUGAAAUACACCACAACAGCCACCACAAGUUUAAAUAUGCCACCACCACCUGCUUUGGGUAUGGGACCAGGACCACCAAAUUUAAAUCAAAUGUCCUCUAUGUCCUCACCGCCUCAAACCACACCACCCUCCGUUCUAAACUUGCCGGCUUUGGUAUCACAGCAGCACAACAUGUCUGUGGUAACACCUCCGCCACCACCUUCUAACAAUUUAUCCUUAGGCUCCAAUUCUACAAUGGGGGAUGGUUCCUCCACAUGUGGUACCCUAAAAAGUUCGGCCAAAUUACAACAACAACAAACACCCGCCAAUCUAAACGCUACUACCACCAGCAAUAUAGCUGCUGGUACUAUUGCCUCGGUGGUCGCAAAUAAUUGCAAUAACAUUAACAUCAACAAUACAACAUCUAAUAGCAGCAGUACAGUGCCUUUAAAUCUCCACAGUACAACUGCCAAUUCCAGCAAAACAAGCAGUAGAAGUAAUUUACAUAAUCGACCCGCCUCUCCAAAAUGUUGUUCUUGUUUUGGUGGCGGUGGCAGUUCGAGCACAAACAACCACACUAGAGGGCGCAACACAAACAAAUCAUCAUCAUCGAUACCAACGAAAUCCCAGGGCUAUGGACAAACGAAGGGUCGACGUCAUAGUCGUCAUAAUGCCCAAACAUUCUGGUCGGCUGUAUUAACCAAUCUGGGUAUAUGUGCUCUACUGCUGGCCUAUACUUUAUUAGGUUCUUUUAUAUUUUUAACAAUUGAAAGUGAAGAUUCGGCUUACUUGCAACAACAACGAACAUUGGCCUCAACAAAACGCAACAUACAACCGCACAAACAGCACACGGGGACAACAGGAAGUGGGGUGGCUGGCAGUGGUAGUAGUAGUAGCAGUAGUAUAAGUGGGAGUGCUAAUGGAGCAGCUUUAGCCGGCACAACAAAUAACAAUAUUUAUCAAACACAACAACAACAGCAGCAACAACAUACUCCUCCCUUACAUUACGAUAAUGCCACAAUAAAUGCACCAGCUACAUCAUCCUCCUCCACCUCCGCUUCCUCCCCCCAAAUGAUGGAGGGCAUGAUAUCAUUGCAAAACAAUGAUUUUAGUUAUGGUGAUGAUUUUACGCCACAGUAUGCCUUGUCACCGGAUACUUAUGAUGUACGUCAAAGGACUAUUGAAAAUAUAUGGGAUAUAACCGUAUCCUUAAAUAUUUUAUACAAAGAAAAUUGGACAAAAUUGGCUGCUUUAGAAAUUGCAAAAUUUCAAGACCAAUUAAUUAAGAGACUGAAUGAGGAUGCUCUACUACAAUUGCCACACGAGGCGGAUGUUAAUGGCCAGACACCAGCAACGGAAGCUGUUUUACUAUUCCAUCAACAUGGUCUAACACCGCAUCAUGCGCAUCAUCAUCAUCAUGAAUGGAAUUUUGCCCGGGCCUUUCUCUAUUCCCUAACUGUGUUAACCACAAUUGGUUAUGGCAACAUAGCACCACGCACUACCCUGGGAAGACUAGUAACAUUGGCCUAUGCCUUCUUUGGCAUACCCCUAACCCUGGUAUAUCUUUCCAGCACGGGUGGCAUUUUAGCCAAGGUAGCACGCGAGGUAUUCUCCAAAGCAUUAUGCUGUUGCUUAUGCUCCAACUGUGGUUACUGCUGCUACGAUGAAAAACGUAUGGCGGAAAAGGAGAGACGCAUGAAACGUAAACGCCAGCAGGAAGAGCUGCGCAAACAGCAACAGGCCAUGCAAGAACCUUACUAUGUCAGAUCAGGCUCUAUGCCCGAUAACUUUCAAACGCCCGAGAAACAAUCAUUAGGCAAUAAUAGCAUACAAAUGCCCGACCUAGACUCGCUAAGUGCCAGUGAGUCUAGAGGCAGUAUGCAUGGCUUAGCCAUAUUGGCUCCCAUUUUAUUAUGUUUUUCCAUGAUGAUUAUCUAUAUACUCUUUGGGGCUGUGGUAUUAUAUAGGCUAGAAGAAUGGCCUCUACUGGAUGGUAUUUAUUUUUGUUUUAUGAGUUUAUCUACCAUAGGAUUUGGUGAUAUGAUGCCCGGUUUCCGUCAUGAUUCAAAUACCACCAUAUGGUUUUGUUCCAUUUAUAUAAUGUCGGGUAUGGCUUUGACAGCUAUGUGUUUUAAUGUCAUACAUGAGGAGAUAGUAAAUCGCAUAAAAAUUGUGGUGGAAUUUAAGAAAUCCACGGCUUUGGAUACAACGAAUGAAGAGGCUAACUAUUAUAUGCCGCCCUGACAAUAUGAAAAGAAACAGAAUUUAUAUCAAAGAAAUCCCACCGAAGAAACUUUGGUUACGGGCACUCCCACUUCUUUAGUGUUUGGCUCUCACAAUGACUCGGAUUUGAGUAAUAUACACAAUUUAAAAGAUUAUGUCAAUCAUGAGCUAGUGCCUAUCUUAACUAUGGAUCCAAAUUCAACGGCUUCAACUUCUAGUAAUCUGUUAAAAUCAAAUGUAAAUUUACCCUUA
Lucilia sericata (common green bottle fly) is the source of this 3205-nucleotide messenger RNA. RefSeq lists its product as uncharacterized. The record is from RefSeq and is a predicted model, not a curated record. Gene Ontology annotation, molecular function: potassium ion leak channel activity. Gene Ontology annotation, cellular component: membrane. Gene Ontology annotation, biological process: stabilization of membrane potential; potassium ion transmembrane transport. The transcript is spliced from 6 exons. The coding region runs from base 404 to 2974 and encodes 856 amino acids. NCBI's taxonomy places the organism in Eukaryota, Metazoa, Arthropoda, Insecta, Diptera, Calliphoridae.